CACGGACGCUUUGGCGAUACCCAACACUCCUCGUCUCUCUGUCUCGAGGGAACUACAUUGAAGAAACAGUUCUCUUGGCAUCAUAAUAACUGGCAUUUUGUGAAAGUCCCAUAAUCGUUGCAGUUUUUAAUCCCAGUGAAGUGUGGUGUCCUUUACUUAGUAAUAACUGAAUACAGAAUCCUGAAAUGAUGAGGACUCUUUGGCAUUCACUGCUUGUUCUUGGCGUUGCGUUCUCUCUCUUUGCAGAUGCCCCUGGGCAUCUGGCGCAGCACAUGAUAGCUGCGAAAGACGAAGGAGGAGAAGAAAAUAUUGAAGAGGAACCGACUGUCUCGAACUUUGAGGAAACUCGACACGUUCCCGAAGGACCUCCAAUUCCCGUCAGAUCCCAAGAAGAGGAGGAGAAUGUGAGGAAACCUAUUGAGCAAGACCCUCCACCGAGUCUCCCUCAGAAGGAGGACGAAGGGGAACCAGCAUCCGAGGAGAGUGAGGAACACCCCGACCUAGAGCCGGAACAGUCUGACGAUGGAGAUGCCGGGAUUUUAUUGGUUUGUCUCGGCGGGGGAGAAGACGAAGUGGUCAUGGCUCAGAUGGCUACUCUUCUGAAGCGUCAGGGGCAUAAGGUGACCGCCAUACUGUACGGGUCAGGUCCCAGAGAGGAACCGUUUCCAAAGGGAAUGAAGAUUUACGAAAUCCCACUCGACGAAGAGGACCCCUUGUACCCAAAUGGCGCGGGCGUUGGUGUCACGCCCGGAGAAGAGGCGGGCGUUGAAUGGAUAAGUGGGCGCGUGAUUUCCUCUAGGGUCUUGGCUUGUCAACAUCUGUCAAAAUCCCGUUGGGUAGACGACGUCGUAAGACGGUCUCGCCUCCUGGUCACGCCCCUCUUCCUCCACGACCUCUGCGCACUCACCCUCGCCCACCGGAUGAGCGUGCCCGUCGUGGGCGUCCUUACGUCUCGUGUUGGUGCCUGGUGGGCGUGGGAGCAGCUCGGGAUUUUACCUCUGCUUUCCACGACCUCUGUGCCGCCCACUACCAUGGAGGAUAGUAGUAUCUGGAGCAGGACCAUGAAUAUUGCCAGGCAUUACGGGUAUUUGUCCGCCAUUCGCCAUCAGUGGCAGGUGCCCACCAUCACAGGUCUUGACCCAUCCUGGUCACCGCCUCCUCUUCAGACUCUGUACUCCAGUCUCGCGCGAAUUCUCGUCGCUUGGGAUCCCCUGGUUCACUCUUACACUCCCCCAACGCCCUUGCUAGUUCCCAUCGGCGGAUUCUCUUUCGAAACAGGACAUAUGACAAAGGACGUUUUGGUUCCAGCACUGUUGAACAGGGCCGGUGUCAUAACAGUGUGUCCAGGGGGUCGAGAGGCCUGGCUGGGACCACAGGCCCUUGCAGAAUUACAUGCAGCCCUGCAGCCAACUUCUUACACUGUUCUGUGGCGGUCCACUUUCCCUUACCUCAAGCCUAAUGUCACUGUGGCCGUUAGUUCAAAUGCCAACUUCGUUUUCAAGGAGGAAUUACCCCUAAAUGAUGUACUUAGUCAUCCAAGACAUCGCCUCAUGAUCUCUACGUGUGGGGAGAGUGAGUUAAUGGCUUCGGUAUCUUUUGCAACCCCAAUUUUGUGUCUUCCAGUCACUACCGACCAGACCUUGGCCGCCAGGCAGCUUGAAUCGCUUGGAGUUGCCGAGGUCAUUCCAGCUGCCGAGAUCACAGAGGCCAAAGUGAGGGAGAGUCUUACGAAAAUGGUCUCGGACAGAGGGUACCGCGAGAGAGCUCGUAAACUAGGAGAAGAAUUCCAUGACCAACCUGUGUCGGCAGCUGAUCGUCUUUUGUUUUCUCUGGAGCGAGUCUUGAGAAAGCCUUAUUCGCGCAGGUAUGAGACCAGAAGCAGCAGUCUGUAUCUCCUUCAGCAGAGCAACGCAGACGUGUACCUGUUCUUGCUCGUUCUGCUGACCAUCCUCAUGGCUGUGUUAAUUGCUGCUGGAAUCGUCCUCUUUCCAAUCAUCAUGAAGAAGCAGAAAUCGAAAGCGGAGUAACUUUGGAGGAAGUUGAAGAGUUUUAAGGGAAAGUUUGAUCUCUAAAGUAGAGAGAGAUUAGAGAAUGGGAGAGGUAAAUUGCCAAGAACUAUAUUUGGAGAGGAUAAGAGGAUUUUUUGUUAAGGUAAAAGGAUUACACACACACAAACAAAAGA
Messenger RNA from Macrobrachium nipponense, 2182 nucleotides. Its product is annotated as UDP-glucuronosyltransferase 1A7-like. The coding region runs from base 186 to 2027 and encodes 613 amino acids. Lineage: Eukaryota; Metazoa; Arthropoda; Malacostraca; Decapoda; Palaemonidae. Gene Ontology annotation, molecular function: UDP-glycosyltransferase activity. The record is from RefSeq and is a predicted model, not a curated record. The transcript is spliced from 9 exons.